GAUUCUUCAAAGUGUUUAUCAAUUCAACAAGCUUCAAAAAUUCCCUGCUUAUCUAUUUUCAUUCUGUGUACAGUUGACUAAAACUAACAAUAUUUCGUUAUUAUCAAUGGUAGCUAAUUCAAAACUGCGUAUUGGUACACAUGAUGGACGAUUCCAUGCAGAUGAAAUACUUGCAUGUGCAAUGCUUAGACAUUUACCGGAAUACUCAAAUGCUGAAAUUAUACGCACAAGAGAUUCAAGUAUUUUGUCAACAUGUGAUAUCGUCGUUGACGUUGGUGGUGUAUUCAAUGCUGAGAAUCAUCUAUACGACCAUCAUCAAAGAGAAUUCAACCUUACUUAUAAAGAUUUUUAUCCGAAUUCUGAUUGGGAUAUAAAAUUAAGUAGUGCAGGUUUGAUAUACGUUCAUUUCGGUCGAAAAAUACUAAGUUGUAUACUUGGUAUAGAUGAAAAUAAUAUGGAUCCAUUAGUGACGGCACUUUUUGAUAAGAUGUAUAGUUCAUUCAUCGUUGAGAUAGACGCUAUCGAUAAUGGUGUUCCGAUGGCAAUAACACCUUUAAGAUAUUCUAUGAAUACAUCUUUAAGUAGUCGAGUGAAUCGUAUGAAUCCAGCUUGGAAUCAAUUGGAUACAGAUGAAACUAUUUGUUUUCAGAAUGCAUUACAAUUAGUUGAUCAAGAGUUUAUUACAUUAGUUCAUUUCUAUGCUGAUACAUGGUAUCCAGCUCGUGAAAUUGUAUUAAAUGCUGUGAAAAAUCGAUAUUCCAUUGAUUCAUCUGGUACAAUAAUUUAUAUUGAAGGUACUGGAUGUCCUUGGAAUGCACAUUUUUUUGAAAUUGAAAAAUCUUUAUUAUUAAAUAAUAUGAAUGUAAAUGAAAUUGAAAAACAUAAUCAAAUUUUAUUUGUUAUUUAUCAACGUAAAGAUAGUACAUGGACUAUACAAGCUAUACCAUUGAAUGAGCAUAAUAAUUUUUCGCAAAGACUUCCUCUACCCGAAAGUUGGAGAGGUUUACGUGAUGAACAGUUAAGUAGUAUUGUUGGGCUGCCUGAUUGUAUAUUUGUACAUUCUACUGGAUUCUUAGGUGUACAUAAAACUCGCGAGGGUGUUCUACAAAUGGCAAGAUUAACCAUAAAAAUGAAAGAAAAUCAAUAACUUCUGUUUUAUCAUUAUCUGUUUUUAUCCUGGUUCCUAAAGCUAAAAAUGACAAGUAUAUGCUUUUUGAAAUCUG
Messenger RNA from Schistosoma margrebowiei, 1223 nucleotides. The record is from the annotation of a GenBank genome assembly. Lineage: Eukaryota; Metazoa; Platyhelminthes; Trematoda; Strigeidida; Schistosomatidae.